AUCGGAAUAGGUAGUGCAAUUUGGCGGGAUUGCGUGACGAAAUCUUAACAUGGACAUGCCAACCGCGCGGGAUUACUAUUUCGAUACGAGCUGGUCACAAUAAAGAUUAUUAGGGUUUAAAAAUGUUAUAUUACAUUAAAUUAUUAUGCAAUUUAACGCGACUUAACUUAAUUGACCGCCAUAUUUUUCCUUAUUUCAAACUCAACUAAAAUUCUUAGAAAAUGUAUUGUACGAAUACAAAGGCACGCAAAUUGCACUCUUGUACGAUUAGCGAUAAGAUGCCAAUUUGAAAUGAAUGCAGUGUUCUACUUUUUUUUUGUUGGCGGCAUUUGCCUUUCAAGUGGCGGCGGCAUGCGCUAAACAAUAAAAGAGUGAAACUUCUGUACUUAUUAUUGUUUUUGCUUAACAAAGGCAACGACUAAUAAGAGUACUAACAUAAAGUGUAAAUGGGAGAAAGAGACAAUAAAUCCCAUAUUUCUGUCUCUUUUUUGCAAAAGGGAUGAUGAGGUGAUACGGCGGUGUUUGUUCACUCCUGUUCUUCGGUUCAUUGAGUGCAUACGUUGUGAGUUCGAGUUACUUAUUUGAUUAUCUUGACGACAUCUUGGCUUGUUUUAUGGACUGACGAACCUCUGCAUUUGUGAUGAUUUGGCUCUUGUAUACCGGACUUCUGAUUUUUGCGUGACUGAAUUGGAUUUGUUUAUGAAAAGGACCAUUUUUGGGUGAAAAUCGAUUACUCAGCUCAGACAACAUGAGUUGGCGAGCAAAGGAAGAGACUGUUCAACGCUGGAUUGAAUCCUAUCCUGAACUGAUGUACGAGUCCACAAAUCAUACAAUUUACUGUACGAAAUGUGAGACUAACAUCGGAUGUCGAAAGAGCACCAUCAAGAGACAUGUUGAGGGAGUUGUGCAUAAGGGAACACUGUCGAUGUCUCCAAAUGAUUUUUUAUUUGAUUUUAUAGAGUUCCUUAUUCUCUGUAAUAUUCCGUGGGCACAAGUUGAAAACCCAUCUUUUAAAAACUUUUUUCAAAAAUACAUGUGCUGCGCUUGUUCUAAUCGAAAAAAGCUGCCCAGUGAAUCAAUACUCAGAAAAAAAUAUUUGGACGAAAUUUAUGCAAAGAAGCUUGCUACAAUACACAGCGAGAUUGUGGACGAAAAAAUAUGGAUUUCAUUGGAUGAAACUACUGAUUUCUUAGGAAGAUAUGUAGUGCACUUUUUGGUCAAACCUUUGAACUCUACAGCAUCAAAAAAAGUUUACCUAAUAGCUUGUAAAGUAUUAGAAAAUAUUAAUGGAAAAACAAUUUCUCAGUUUGUCAUUGAUUGUUUGAAAAAUCUGUGGGGUGACUCCUAUGAAGAUAAAGUGGAAAGUGUUCUUUUGUUAUGUACAGACAGUGUUGCGUACAUGUUGACAGCGGGGCGAGUUUUAAAACAACAUUUUCCGAACAUGAAGCAUGUCACUUGUUUAGCUCAUGCUCUCCAUCGGGUAGCAGAAAAAAUACGUUCUGAAUAUCCGGAUGUAGACACACUGAUUGCCAACGGAAAGAAAAUUUUUUUGAAGUCUCCCAGUAGAGUAAAAUUGUUAAAAGACAUGUAUCCCAAUUUACCGUUGCCACCUCAACCAAUAAUAACACGGUGGGGCACUUGGCUUGCAGCAGCCUCUUAUUAUGUGAAAUAUUUUGACGAAAUUAAACAUAUUUUGACAUGUUUGAGAAGUUCAGAAGCAGUCUCAAUAAAAAAUGCGAAAAAUAUUAUUAAUAAAGACAAUAUUCGAAAUGAUUUAAAUUUCAUCGACGAAAAUUUUAAAAUAAUACAAAUAGCGUUGACAAAUUUACAAAAACGCGAUAGAUCCAUAGUCGAAUCAUUUCAAAUAUUUGAUGAAGUAAGGUCAGUAGUAAAUUGGAGUAUGAGUUCACCUAUACAAAAUAAAUUAGAAGCAGUCAUAUCUCGCAAUCCGGAUAUUGAUAUUAUCAGGACGUUUUCAGAACAAAUCGCAAGCGGUUCAGCAACUGACGAUAUUUUAAUUUGGAAAUUUGCCCCGCUGACAUCAGUAGAAGUUGAACGGACGUUUUCGACAUAUAAAUGGAUAUUAAAUGUUAAAAGAAAUAGAUUAAAGUUGGCAAAUAUGGAAAAGAUUAUCGUAAUUUAUUUCAAUUCCACAGAAAACGAAAAUGCUAUUUCAAAUGUUGAAGAAAUUGAUAGUGAAAAUGAAGAUGACGAUUGAAGGAAACAAACUUUUUAAUUCAAUCGUUCGUUCGUUCGUUUUCUGUCGAAUUGAAAUAAAUUACGAUAAUUACUGUUUUUAUUUAAUGCAAAGGUUAAAUUAAAUAUUAAUCAACAAUGUUAAAUUUCAUUAUGAUUAUCAUGUGCUCAUAAUUUGGUGCCCGAUAAAUGGCAAUAGGCUCGCCCCCUAUAUGCGACUCAAACAUAGCUGGCGAGGAGUGGGUAUUUUAUACUUCUGCCUACCCCUUCGGGGUUACAAGCGUGAUGCUAUGUUUUCUAAUGGUAUUUCUCUGAUUAUGUUGUUAAUUAACAAAUGAUUAUUUUAACUUGUUGUCUACAUUGUAUGAACACUUUUAUUCGUAACUGAAUGCUUACACGUUUUACAAUAAUAAAAAAAUAUUUAAAGGACCAAUGUUUUUUAUUUCUUCCAUACUUUUCACUUUAGAAAUGAUAAACAUUUAAAAUAUAAUACUUAUAAAAUAAUUGUUUUCUUUUAUAAUACCAGUAUAGAUAGAAAAUAUCCGAAAUCCCGCAAUCCCGCAAUCCCGCCGGGCGUAUCCACACUAAUAUAAUGUUUGAGGUCGUUGACCCUAAAUUGCACUACCUAUUCCGAUCAUUGCUAAUAACACAUCU
This is a messenger RNA of Pectinophora gossypiella (pink bollworm), 2850 nucleotides long. RefSeq lists its product as uncharacterized. The coding region runs from base 749 to 2218 and encodes 489 amino acids. The record is from RefSeq and is a predicted model, not a curated record. NCBI's taxonomy places the organism in Eukaryota, Metazoa, Arthropoda, Insecta, Lepidoptera, Gelechiidae. The transcript is spliced from 2 exons.